AUGACAUUGAAUACUGACGUUCAGUCGAAUUGGACUAAUGAUCCUCGAGCGUAUGGUCUAGGUGACUGGACAGAUGAUCCCAGAGCAUACGGCCUAGGAUAUUCCAAUCCAGAUAUUGAUAUCCCGCUGGAGGACCUUGACGAGUUGCAAAGACCUAAUACGUCUUCUCAAUCUGGACAAUUAAUUUCCCUCGCAGAUUCUGUAUCCAGCGACUCAAAAGGAAUGCCACCAAAAGGAAAGGCUGCUCCUGCGGGGCUCGUCGAAGAAGAGCAGCAUGACGAAGAACCUUCCAGCUGUGGGGCUGCCUCGUCACCCUUGCCAGCGGUUUUGGAUGCAUCUACACCAUCCGGAAGCCAAAAAUUUCCUCUUUCACCCCCGAUCCUUCCGGUGACCAUCCACCCUUUAGAUGCUUCCUCUCCUACGAUUAGUAUUGCCGACGAGGACGAAUUUCCCCAUCCAUCUCAGCUCACACAGAUGGCUCGAGCAAUGAGACCAACACCAACACCGAAACCGAAGACGCAGAGGGAUAAAGCUGACAGAGAGGAUCAGCCAAUUGAAAUACUUGACGAUGUAGAAAGCGACGAUUCUACAAAGUCCGCGAAGUUCCAAGGGAAGCAGCGCGAACAGUACCAUUCCCUGGCCGGUGCUGGACCCAGUACACUAGCCUUUGCGAAGCGCAAAUGGGAUAAAUCGAUAUCGUCCUCUCCGUCUACCGCGAGGCCAAAACAGCGACUCAAAAACUCCUAUGACCCAGGAAACGAAGAAAAUGAGAGUUCGUCUGGUUCUCGCUCUAGAACAUCCUCGGACUUUCUCAGAUAUCACUUUCACGAUUCAUUCCUGUAUUUGGAUGCCAGUGUCAUCGUCCGCAUCGGAUUAACACAGUUCAAACUGCAUCGUACAUUACUAGCGGAACACGGAGUGUGGUUCACGGAGCGUUUUCAAAAUGACCCAGAUGACAGGUUCGGGGAACUCCCGGUGUACAUACUAGAUGGUGUUAUUGAAGAGCCUGAUUUUGUGAACUUGUUGACAGCAGUGAAGGAAGCUAUCACAUAUAUAGAUGACCCCCCGGAUUUACAAACCCUCGUCUCCAUCUUUCGAGCCGCACAUAAGCUCAAAUGUACCAGAUUCGAGAAAUGGAUAAAAUCCCUGUUGGAGAAAAUGUGGCCCGCGCAAUUAGAUCCUCUGGAUACAACAUCAAUACCUGCAGAGCCAACACCAGACCGCAACAAAACGCGCUUAUCUACACGUUUGUCCCCUAGUGAGGCUACCGCGGUUGUAUUGCUUGCCCGCGAAUGUGGUCUUCAGAGUGUUCUAAAACGCGCACUCUAUGAACUCGUACGAACAGAUGGUUUUGGGCAAACUUUGGGUAGUUCUAGUUCUACAUCGGUUUCAGGUCCCUGUGAUCAACUCUCGGCCGAGGAUCAUCGUCUGCUCGUGAAAGCACGAGAAAGGCUGAUCGCCUUGUGGAUGUCGGUUGCAGCACCAUCUUUUCCCCCCUGUCCGCUUGCUGAUAUUCGAGUCAAUGAUACGCGCCCAGCAUGUACAGCAUGUGAUCCCGUCCAGGAUACUAGUGUUUACAGCAACGUGUUGCAUGGCAUUCCGUCUGUUUCUCAACCGGAUACAGAAAUUCCGAAGUCCUUAUUCAUGACUUAUACCAAUGAUCCUCUUUGUGGGCUCGAGAAGCUGGUAAAAUUACCUUGGGAAGCGCCCAAUACUUCAGACGUUCCAGAGGGUAAGGGCUUAGAUUAUUGCCAUUCCUGCGCUAAGGUACGGAGGGUGUUCUGGGAGACACGUAGGAAAGAAUGGUGGGAUGUCUUCGGACAAGUAGUGGGUUGCUGA
Lentinula edodes (shiitake mushroom) is the source of this 1839-nucleotide messenger RNA. RefSeq lists its product as uncharacterized. NCBI's taxonomy places the organism in Eukaryota, Fungi, Basidiomycota, Agaricomycetes, Agaricales, Omphalotaceae. The coding region runs from base 1 to 1839 and encodes 612 amino acids. The record is from RefSeq and is a predicted model, not a curated record. Gene Ontology annotation, molecular function: protein binding. The transcript has 3 exons.